GAAUUAUGUUAAAAACUUUAUUAUUAAUAUGAAGUAGAAUUAAGUCAUGUCAUACAUAUCCAUUAACAAACACAUCUUUUAACUCGUUGGAAUAAUGAUGCAAAAUAAUACGGAGCAGGCAUCCUUAAGUACAGGUGGCAUUUAAAGCGUUUCUAUGACACCGAUUAUAUUGCGUACUUUCAUUAUCGGACGAUACGUUAAAGAUGGCGUGGUCGGGUGUUGUCGUGAUCUGUCUGACCUCUCUGAUCGGACUUCCACUUACAUACAGCGUCAACCUGUUUAAGGAUAACGUCUCCAAUCCUCUAAUUAUCCUUGGUAUAGGCGGGGUUGCACUGAUCCUUGUGGCUCUGUUGCCGUAUCUGUACACCCGGAACACUGACAUUCCAAAACGAGAUCCAUACUUUUAUGCAUGGAGUCUGUUUGCCUUUGCAUGUGUAGUGGAUUUGAUAAUUGCUUUGGAGAAUGAUCGCAUCAUUCACAGCUUCAUGGCAUUUUACCUGCUGGAAGGUGAGCCCUACCUCAAGACAACACAUGGGACCUUCAUCAACUACUGGGACGCUGUGGUACACUUCAGUCUGUACAUCUACAUCCUUAAACAGGACUCGUACAAUGAGAGGUACAGAAAGGCUGGUCUGUACUGGGUGGGAUCCAUCACCAACAGUCUCCUGAUAAUUCUUCCUGCCGGACUCAUUGGUGAAUAUGGUGUGCGGUGGCCAAUCCUACUCAACAUGCCCUACCUGUGUAUACCUGUAUGGAUGGGGUACAAGUUCCUGACUAACGCACCACAACACCAAACUCAGUACAAGAGUGACAGUGAUCAGCGAGGGAGUCAACCUAUUCAACAGAGACCUGUAGACCUGAUGUUUAUUGUCGUGUUCACAGCUGCUAUUGGUGUUCACGUGCUGAGAGCAUCAGCAGUACUUGGGAGCCCAGCAGAGCUAGCUAAGAACUACCUACAACAGUACGAACCCUACCUUACUGACGGUGUGGCCUUCCCCAAAGUACAGAUGUUGCUGUAUUUGUUCUACUUUGUGCCCUACUAUGUGCUGGUCAUCUUCGAUCUGCUGUAUCCGAGUGGUCAAUCAUGGGUGGUUGACUGGUCACUGAUAAUGGCUGGAGCUUCAGGCGAGGGCCAGUUCUCCUUUAUUGGGGCCUCCAUCCACCCAUACACACCAGCCGCCUCGCAGCUUCCUCAAGGUAAUAACUUACUGUUCUGGGUCAUCAAUGGAGCUCUCUUCAUCGUCCCUCACCUGUAUGCGUACAGGUGUGUCACCAUGCCAACAAAAUCUGAAGUCAGUACAGUCCAUAAUGGGAGAGCUGUGCUGGAACUCUCAGACUCUCAGGACAAAGAAUUGAUGUAUGAUAAAAGGGAUUCUUCAGCAGACAUCACAGAAUCGAGAAAGUAUAAUUUACGUAAUAGAAGAAAUCAAUAAAUUGAUGAUCAUAACUGCCAGAAUUCUUGUCACUAAUGACACUUUUUUAUACACUUUGUAAUUUUAUUUGUAAUCAAGCAAUGAUAAUUGAUGUUAUUUUUAAAGAAUUUAAUUUUAAGUUUUAAUUGACAUAUAAUGAGUUAAAUGUUUGCUUUACAGUUAACUAAACUGCAUAUACAUCGAAUGGUCUUGUAAUACAUAUCAAAUAUUGAUUAUUUUAGAUGAUUCCUUGUUAUAUCCCUGUCAAAAAUCUUGACAAGGUACGAUGGUAUGACCUCAGUCCAUCUGUUAACUUUUUGUUUCCAUACAAUAACAUCCUUGAGUUUUAAUGGAUUUUUAUGAAAUAUGAUAGACAUCUACAACGUAAAAAGACUAACCAUAGGUUCAACAUUGAGUCACAUCUGUUCACUGAAUGGUCAAUACAGUAUUUCCAUUUAAUAUAAGAGUUUGUUGUCGGUGUUUGUUCAGCUGUCUUGCAUUUUACAUUUUAAAUAGAGUUGAUGGUUUUUAAUUUUUGACUUGUUUGUUACAUGUCAUUAUCCAGGCAGGAUUGUGCAAUGUUAAGAAAGUUGAGUAUACUUUUGCUGCUCAUAAACCAAAGCAAUAAAUGUUGUCAGGGAUUUUUGUUUUUCUUCAGUAGAUCAUUCUUAAUGUCAUGAUCAAUUUUGUAUUGAGAUUUUUUUACUUUUACAAAAAACGUUUAUAAUGAUUAACAGUUCAAUGUUUGUAAUAUUACAUUUUAUUAAUGUUUUAACAUGACUUCUUAAACUUGUUAUUUAUAGCAAUGUGUGAGCUUUGUUCUGCACUAGGAUAUAAAAAAAUUAACUGAUUGCUUUACAAUAUUAAUAUGAUAUCAAACCUUAAAACAGACAACUGUAUUUUAUAUAAUAGUAUGUAUUUAUUACUUUUAAGUAAUAUUCCAAAUAUCUAGGAUUUGAAAAAAAAGAUUUUAUACCAGAUGCUGUUUUUGAAAAACUUCCUUUGCUAUAACAUUAGGUAUUCAAUGUUUGGGAGUCUGUAUGAUCACAGUUGCCAACUUUUUGAGAAAUUUUAGAUUUACCACUUAUACAGUUAACUAAAUAGUUUCUUUUUCCCCUUCAUACUGUACAGUUGAGUCCAGAUCCUCCUCAGCAUUACAAUGAGAGUGUUGAGUUAUUCUUGUUGUUAUUUUACCCAAGACUAUUGGGGUUCAAUGUUGUGUUUUCAGGAUAUAUGCUACCAUACACAUAUCUUAAUUAAUGUUAAGAGUUAGUUGCCUUAAGGACGUAUGCUACCAUACACAUAUCUUAAUUAAUGUUAAGAGUUAGUUGCCUUAAGGAUGUAUGCUACCUUACACAUUAUACAUGUGAUUUGUGUUAUAAUUAUCUCCCUUGAGGAUAUAUGCUACUUUAGACAUGUCUGUAAUUUUUUCAUAGUUAUCUCCCUUUAUAAAUCAAUAAGCAGUAUUUCAUAAUUAAAAAGUACAUGUGCUGCAGUGUUAUCAUAGCCUACAUCCCUGUGUGCCUCGAAGUUCAAAUUACCAUCUCAAGAUGUUUCUCAGGUUUAUUAGUGUGGAUUUCUUUUGGUCAGGCGAUGCUCGUUACAAUACGGUAGCACGCUUCUGUCAUACAUGUAGAUUGAGCCUAGUUCAAACACGGACUCACAAACCUCCACAUGAACAGUCUGGUCGAAUUGGUCACACAAAAUGAAACAUAACAAAAAUUGGUUAUUAGCUCUGAUUGGCUAAACUUUUUGUUUUUUUGGGAAAGUCUUACUUCUGGCAUGUAACAGCAAGAGAAACUUGGUAAAACUCAUCAGAUUCCAUAAUGACUUCUUCAGCAAUAACACUGCAACACUGUGGAUACCAUUGGAAGUCUGUCUGCCAUGAUUGAUUUGAUUGUUACUUCUGUAUUAGUUGUUUGUGUCAAAGAAUGUUUAUGGACAGGAAGUCUCCUUGAAUGCUAAUCUCACCCCGAAAUCAUGUCCAAUUCCUGUUGUCAUCUGACAUACUUGUAAACUAACUGCCUUAAAUGAACAUAACAGUGUCUGUUCUUGCUAAACUCUUCUUUGACCAAUCCUACCCGACUCUCUACAUGUUUGGUCUCGGAGAGCCAUCCAGAGGUUGAUUGAAUGUGACAAUCAUCUUAGAUCACACAUUAAUAUGUAAGUCUUUACUCUUGUUGGAUGUGUACAUUACUAAUCUUGCCAAUUAAAAAAAUAAUAAAACAAAUAUUUUAUACUUUGAUCAGUUGUUUAAUUAUCAUUUGUUGGAAAAGUUUGCAUAUGAUAUAUUAGUACAGCAUAAAAACAAAGGGCUUACCUUUGAAAAUAUAGCUUAUGUUACAUAAUGUACAUCACAUUACACAAACCUGAACAUUCCUCAUUCUCUAUCACACCUCACCAACACUGAAUAUAUACUUGUACUUGCACCAUCAUUUUCGUUGAUUUAUUUAUUGGCAUUUAAUAAUGAACACUGAUGGUCACCAUGUAUAGAAAACUGUUGCUUCAGGAACAGUGGCUCAUUUCCCCACCAACACAGAGGGAAAAACAGCGUUUUAAGAAAACAUGAUAUUAACUGAAAAGUAACAUAAAACAACAUGACAUUAUGUGAAAUGCACAUUAUUUUACCAGCUACGAUUCCCACAGUUAAGAAAAAAUAUUAAUAUAAUGAAAAGUUUGUAUAGAUAUUUAAGAUGUUUACCGGGUAUUACAUUUUGUUGAUUUUACACAAUGUAAUGAUUAUGUUGUUACAAUUAAAUGCAGUAAUUACAUGUAAGUGUACUAAUUACCAAGGUCCAGUUUGUUAUCUCACUAACCUGGUGGCAGUAAUUACAUGUAAGUGUACUAAUUAACAAGGUCCAGUUUGUUAUCUCACUAACCUGGUGGCAGUAAUUACAUGUAAGUGUACUAAUUAACAAGGUCCAGUUUGUUAUCUCACUAACCUGGUGGCAGUAAUUACAUGUAAGUGUACUAAUUAACAAGGUCCAGUUUGUUAUCUCACUAA
Mizuhopecten yessoensis (Yesso scallop) is the source of this 4416-nucleotide messenger RNA. Its product is annotated as transmembrane 6 superfamily member 1-like. The transcript is spliced from 8 exons. Bases 204 to 1433 code for a protein of 409 amino acids. NCBI's taxonomy places the organism in Eukaryota, Metazoa, Mollusca, Bivalvia, Pectinida, Pectinidae. The record is from RefSeq and is a predicted model, not a curated record.